Molecule: messenger RNA, 5202 nt
Organism: Sabethes cyaneus
Lineage: Eukaryota; Metazoa; Arthropoda; Insecta; Diptera; Culicidae
Gene: Regnase-1
Product: probable ribonuclease ZC3H12B
Exons: 5
Coding region: 1321-3564 (747 amino acids)
Cellular component (GO): cytoplasmic ribonucleoprotein granule; nucleus
Molecular function (GO): metal ion binding; RNA endonuclease activity; mRNA binding
Source: RefSeq, a predicted model, not a curated record
UCGAUCGGAUCGGCGUUUCGUUUCGUUUUGCAUUACAGCAGAUCGCGUUGUGGUCAGUUUACGCUUUGCAAGGUAUACUGCAUAUUGGGCACGGAUCCUAUCUUCUUGUUGAACUGGAGAGGAUCGUUCGAAACAUCGGGGAUAAGUGCAAUCGGAGCUUUUUGGCUGGUGGCUCGCUGAGUGGAAAAAAUUGCAAGCUGGUUUUUUAUUCGAAAUUUCUGGCUGCGAAAAAAGUGCAUUCAGUGAUAAAUUGGCCUACGAAGAGAUUGUAGUGUGGCGAAAAAAGCAUAGUGACCGACUGAGUGUGGCUGCACUCAAAGAGGAUGUUGGUUCGUGCUAGCAAUAAUCGGCCAUCAGAGUGGAAGAAGAGGAGUCGGCAGCGCAAACAAAAUCACUGACGAGAGAAGAGUACUGUAAAGUGUAGUGUAAAUAUUUUUGUUGAAUAUUUUCAUCCUACCGACGUAUCAAUUGAAUGCUAAUAUAGCGAAGUGCUUCGACUACUACUAAUAUGUACGUGCACAUGGUGUGAAACGAGUGCGGAUUUGACUGAGAAUGAUCCGUUGACGUCACGAGUCAUAAGCAGUCGUGGCAAAGAUUGGAAUCCAACGGGUCGACGUAAUCACAAUCGAACGAGAGAUACAGAGAGGAAGCCGCUACGAAAGCGCACAUCAGACAACAAAAACAUCUCGAGCCACCCAUUGUGGUAACAAAACACUUGGAGAGUUGAGAGAUCGAUUAGGUCGUCAUCUGGUUUCCCCACCUCCGUCCGGCCAACUGCUUGCUACAUACCUGUUCACGCGCUUAGUCAGCGCCAACGUCCGAAGCCCCCUUCUAUUAAACGCGAGAGUUAGUAGCGAACGAAAGGUAUACCUACCAGUUCCCAUCAUCAACGGCAGCAGGUUCAACGGCUCCGGAUCUGCUGACAGACUUGGUGGCGAAGUGCCGCAAAGGGAAGGGUCCGCAUUGAGGCCGGGACUGGGGACACGCGAAAACCGGUUGGAUCGUCUCCGUGUGUUGCGCUCUGUGAUCACUGCGCCGUCUUACCGUUCCUCAUUCGCCUCCUCGACCAACAACUCACCCACCCACCACAACCCACACCCCCUCGCUCACCUGAACGCGCGCAUCCAGGUGGGGCUGGUGAGAUCGUUUUGCCGUUCAUUCAAACGAGGGCGGCAACAGUGAAUGGGCCAUUUGCGAAGCGGAUCUUGCACACUGCGAUAAAUAACAGAAUUUAGCGACUGAAAUCGAGACUUAGAAAGUUCCUAUUUUAACGACAGAAUUAGACGGUGAUAUUUAGCGCGACGAAAGGACGGUUGGACCAUGCUCAUCACAAGCAACUAUAGUCAAAAGCAAUACCUCGACUCGCUAUGUGUAACCGAAGCCGAAGACUCCAGCUACGAUAGUGACUGCGAAGGAGAUGAUCUGUCCCAUCAACAAGUGUCACGCACAACGAGUGACACGCUGGGACAGGAAUUUGCCGAGUAUGUCUGCCAAUCAGACCAUCAGUUGCAGUUAUUUCAGGAUAGAUCUUCCGGAUAUACGCAACGGGUGGAGUUCGCUUUAAAGUUGGGCUACACUGAAAGGCUUGUUCAGGCGGCUCUGCAGCGGCUAGGACCAAACCCGGCCCAGAACGAGCUGCUUGCCGAGCUGAUCAAGUUGGGCUCCCAGCCCGGUGUUAAAGGUGCUAGUGAAUUUGCGGUAGAUAGUGGCCUAAGUGAUCCAUUGCUGGCGGGAUCAUCCGAGUAUGGGGCACCGAGUUUGAUGCUCCCCUCUGCGGGGGGUGGUUUAGUGAUUGGCGCCAGUACCAGUGCCAGUGAAGAAUCUCUUCGUCCAAUAGUGAUAGAUGGUAGCAAUGUGGCGAUGAGCCACGGUAAUAAGGAGGUGUUUUCCUGUAGAGGUAUUCGGUUAUGUGUAGAUUGGUUCAAAAAUCGAGGCCAUAAAGAUAUUACGGUUUUCGUACCGAAGUGGCGCAAAGAGAGUGCCCGACCGGACAACCCGGUCAAAGAUGGCGAAAUUCUGAACGAGCUGGAGAAGGAGCGAAUGCUGGUGUUCACACCUUCGCGGCUGGUCGGCGGGAAACGUAUGGUCUGCUACGACGACAGGUACAUUCUAAAGCUCGCUGCCGAGAACGACGGCAUCGUGGUAUCAAACGAUAACUAUCGUGAUCUAGUGCAGGAGAGCUCUGAGUUCAAGAAGGUGGUCGAAGAACGUGUGCUGAUGUACUCGUUCGUCAAUGAUCGUUUCAUGCCCCCGGAUGAUCCACUCGGUCGUUCCGGGCCAACGUUGGAGAACUUUUUGCGCGUCCAACCGCGCAAAGGCGAUCCGCCGCCACCCUGUCCGUAUGGCAAAAAGUGCACUUACGGAAACAAGUGUAAGUUUUACCAUCCCGAGAGGGGUAGCUUGCCGCACAAAUCGGUAACGGAACGACUGUCGGAGUACGCAGCCCGCCACUUGCAGGCUAGAAGUGGUGCAGGUGUAGGGGACGGUACCAGCGGUACCGGCGUCGGCAACCGGAAUGUACUCCAAGGAAAAUCCCUCAGCGUACCCCUGUCGAACAGCAGUAGUGAAACUAGUCCAAUUAAUGACAAACGAAAAGCAUUAUGUCGCACAAGAUCCAACGUACCUCCGGACAGUAGCAGCACCAGUAGUAAUUUAUUCAACAUUAAUCUGGGCGAUCAGAUGCAACAGUCGCAGCCGCUGCAUGCCCAGCAGCAUUCGUACAUGCCAACACCGAACUGGGACCAUUCACCUCUUCCGCUGCCCCACAAUUUAGUCGAUUCGCAAUUAUUUCCCAAAUCUCAUAGCAUAGAAAAUAUCUCAAAGGAGACGUACAGCCAGCAUCAUCAUUCGAAUAGUUACAGUGCAUCACUGUGGAAUCGUCAACAGCAACAACAACAGCAGCAGCAGCAACAACAACAACAGCAACAGCUGUCGGCUUCGCAAUCCCAGCAGCAACUGGGCGAACCAUGCGAUCGCAGCCUGGACCCAAGUGUAAACCUGCACCGUAAGCUGCAGCGACAGCUGACGCUCAAUCCGGCAGGAUGUGAUCCUCGAAUCUAUCAGUUGCAGCGCAACAAUGCAGCACUCGCGGGACAGCAGCAACCUCAGCAUCAUUCGACCGUACAACUAUCGCCUCAUCGACCUUUGGCACCUUCUCUCAGCGGUGGGGCCCGACCGAAUCCGGCGGCUCAAUGGGAUUUGCAUCAGAAUGUCACUCGCAUAGCUUCGGCGCCAGAUCCGUCCCGUCCUUGGCAUACUGGUCCACCGCCAGCAUCCUCUUCGGAGCCACAUAUCAACCUUUGGCCUCCACCUCCAACAGCCCAGCAGCAGCAGCAGCAACAGCAAGUAGCACAGACUGUUUCUGGGAGUGUUAUGGGUCAACCGGCACCAGUAACCCCGACGCAAACGCACCAACAGUUGCAAGACCAACGUCGUCGGUUGCACUACCAUCUGGCUAGCAUUUUUCCCGAGGAACAGGUCCAGGCAGUGUUGCAAAUGUACCCCGAUGAAACUAAUCCGCAGAAGAUUUGCGCCGCAAUUCUGGCCAUGUUUCCCAAGAUGUAGAAUUUGAAUGUUCUCCCGUGUGUAUAAGAACUGCCUCUCGUUUGAUUGUGAAGGUUCAAUGUGAUCAGUACUCAAAAGGUAUGUUGGUAUCACUGUUUUUUUAUUGGCUGAACGAUGCAACAUCGUUCCCUCGUAGACGCGAUGAUUAGUCCUCCUAGAGGACUGCCCAUUAUUUGUUUUCUGUACUUUUAAGACGAAAUACUCAGCCAGUGUUAUUAAAGUGACAAAGAUGCAGGAAACAAAACUCUAAUAAUUUAGGUGCCAAAAGUCUAUUCCUCUUUUAAGUAGAUCGAAUGAAAGAAAAAAAAAGGGUAAAGGAAAAACACAAACAUCGUUCAAAUUAUCGCUUCCAGUCGUUGAGAGAAUUCCAAUUUUAUAAUCAAACAAUUUAACCCUAUUUAAAACGUGAACAAAACUCUUACUACUAAGCAUCAAGAAGAUUCAAUCUCAAGCUUUGCGCUCUUUAGCACAAUUAUCUGUUUACGCGGUAGCAUUUUUUGAUUUUUACCUACCAUUUUUAAUAGUUAUAUUUCUUAUACGCAUCCACUUCUAUUAGGAGCUAUUUAAUCGUUACAUGUUAGUUCUGUUUUUCUGUUGACUUUAUAUAAAUUAACUAAAGAAAAGUAACACAAAGCAUCUACGCGCAUCUUUCUUCUCAUUUCACUAUUCAACAUUCUGAAAACUUUCAACAUCAUAACUUUGAGCACGUACUGAAAGGUAUUAGUCUAGCAUCAGAGCACGAUUAAAGUCUUAAACAUCUUAAUUCUUAGCAUGGCUGUAAGUUCCACGAUCUGUUGCGGUCCGCCCGCAACAGAUUGAUGCGUGGAUAGAGAUUUGCCUCAUACGAAUGAACUUGGAACGUGCUUAGAAAUUAGCGUCCAGCGCAAACACGGAAAUAUUGUUGAUAGUACAGACAGAACUUAAGCAGUCAGCACAAAGCAUUACUAUUAGUAGCCAGCGGAGCCGUAAUAACCAAACACUGAGAUAUUCAUCAGAAAUUUCGUGUAACUUCAUAUUGAAGCACCUUUUUUUGGUUGCACUACCGACGUGAAUGAGCGUUGCGCGGCGCGUUCACUACCUCGAUCCCGUCAGGAUGGUGGCAGCUCGUUCGUGGUGUAAAAUCUCGUAGCUCCAUAGAGGGUGAUCCUAAUCAGUAUUGUUCGAUUGUUUGGAAAGUUUCAGCAACGUAAGCUACUGUUUCACGUUUCCUUGUUACAGACCGACAAGCGUGUUUAGUGUUUGUCCGCCGCUAUUGCCAUCGAGUUGACACCGGCUGGUUGGCCAGAAACUAUGCUAAGCUUGAACGAAAAUACGGGCAAAAUAGUUCUAACAACUUCACGAUAUAUAAAAGAAACGGAACCAUUAGUGUGCUCUUGUAUUCAAAGACAAUUUAACAGUAAAAUUUUACUCCAUUAGGUCCGUUUUUAUUGUUAAAAAAAGGUAAUGUAACCGGAGUAGUUGGGAUAUAUACCGAACGGUAUAAAUAGCAGAGGUUAAAAAAGGAAUAUCAUUCAGAAAAUGUUGAAAAGCAUAGAAAAUAAACAGACAAAACCCACAUGCUAUGCAUAUAAAACGUAAAAUGUUUAAAACUGAAGCAUUAUCAUGAGAAUAUUGAGAACGAGAGAAAGAUGAAUUUAA